Tripterygium wilfordii is the source of this 1736-nucleotide messenger RNA. RefSeq names its product probable beta-1,3-galactosyltransferase 2. The transcript has 12 exons. Gene Ontology annotation, cellular component: Golgi membrane. The coding region runs from base 133 to 1323 and encodes 396 amino acids. Gene Ontology annotation, molecular function: hexosyltransferase activity. Lineage: Eukaryota; Viridiplantae; Streptophyta; Magnoliopsida; Celastrales; Celastraceae. The record is from RefSeq and is a predicted model, not a curated record.
GAUAUUGGAGAUUGUUGCUGGUGCCAAUGCUCAAGGCUAGGGAAUUGUGGAUCUCCACAGUCCUCACACCAUGCAGGCCUCACAAGUUACUUACUCUGCUUCUUUAGUAGUGAGAGUGGAGAAUAGAAGAAAAUGACUGUGAAGAACAGAGUAGAGUUUACUUCAAGGAGUGUCAUUUCAAGGAACUGGGCGCUUCUGUUUUGCCUUGCUAGCUUCUGUGCUGGAAUGGUCUGUACUAACAGGAUGUGGACAGUCCCAGAAGCUAAACUUGAUGGAAAAUCAUCUAGUAUCAACAUACAACAAAUAAACUCAAAACCCGAAUCCUGCAAUCAAAAACAUGUUUUACAGAGAAAAUUGAAUGAAAGUCUAGGAGAAGAAGCAAGUACCCAGCAAAACAUUGAUGCACUGGAAAACAAGAUUUCCAGUUUAGAGAUGAAAUUAGCUGCUGUCAGGACAAAGCAUGAGAUUAAGUCGAGUGCCUCUCCUGCCGAGGAAAAUUCAAAAAGAAAAUACUUCAUGGUUAUGGGUAUUAACACAGCUUUUAGUAGCCGGAAAAGGAGAGACUCACUUCGUGCUACUUGGAUGCCUCAAGGUGAAAAAAGAAAGCAAUUGGAAAAAGAAAAGGGAAUAAUCAUUCGCUUUGUCAUAGGUCACAGUUCUACAUCUGGUGGAAUUCUUGAUAAAGCCGUUGAAUCCGAGGAAGAAGUUCACGGAGACUUCUUGAGGCUGGAGCAUGUUGAGGGUUACUUGGAAUUGUCAGCCAAGACAAAGAUUUAUUUUGCUACUGCUGUCAAGUUAUGGGAUGCAGAGUAUUACAUCAAAGUUGAUGAUGAUGUUCAUGUAAAUAUAGCAACGCUUGUGAGGACUUUGGCUGAGCACCGUAAUAAACCCCGGGUUUAUAUAGGUUGCAUGAAGUCUGGACCAGUACUUGCUAGGGAGGGAGUAAAAUACCACGAACCAGAAUACUGGAAAUUUGGUGAGGUGGGAAACAAGUAUUUUCGUCAUGCUACUGGACAAUUAUAUGUGAUAUCGAAAGACUUGGCUACUUAUAUAUCGAUAAAUCAGAAUCUGCUGCACAAAUAUGCCAAUGAAGAUGUUUCACUGGGAUCUUGGUUUAUUGGUUUAGAUGUCGAACAUGUGGACGACAAGAGUUUCUGUUGCACUACACAAGGAGUGUGUGAAGGGAGGGCUCAGGCAGGCAACUAUUGUGUUGCUUCAUUUGACUGGAGAUGCAGUGGGAUUUGCCGGUCUGUCGAGAGGAUUAUGGACGUUCAUGAGAACUGUGGUGAGGACAAGAAUGCGCUAUGGCAUACCAGCUUCUAAGAUACUCAUGGACUUUUUUUCCCUUCACAAUAUCUAUAUGAUAUAGAGAAUCAAUGCAGUGCCAAUAUAUAUAUGACUGUAAUUUAGACGGGACUGAGAAGAUAGAGACCUCGCCGCAGAAGGUAUGUGAGAGAACAAGAAAGUCUGUUAACAAUCCAUUCUUUGAAUGGUUGGAGCCUUGGAGGGCUGUAUUGAAGGUUCUCUGGCCAUGACCACUGAUGCCAUAAUCACUACUGUAUAUAUAUAUAUAUUUUUUAAUUUUUGGUCUUGCUACUUAGAUAAUAAUCUUGCAGCAUAAAUGUGUAUUAUGCUCUUAUUAUAUGAUCACAGAGAAUUCUUCUUUUCUUUUCUUCAUGGAUGAGGUUCGCUUUGAUUCCAUUUGAAUGUUACUGAAACCAUAGUUUUUAUUGCUC